Papaver somniferum (opium poppy) is the source of this 977-nucleotide messenger RNA. RefSeq names its product protein FAR1-RELATED SEQUENCE 6-like. The coding region runs from base 2 to 901 and encodes 299 amino acids. The transcript is spliced from 5 exons. NCBI's taxonomy places the organism in Eukaryota, Viridiplantae, Streptophyta, Magnoliopsida, Ranunculales, Papaveraceae. The record is from RefSeq and is a predicted model, not a curated record.
AAUGAUUUUUGUUGAUGCAACUUUUCUGACCGGGAGAUUUAGAGGUACCCUUAUGGCUGCUACUUGUCUGAAUGGGAAUCAAGGUUUUUAUCCGCUAGCCUUUGCAUUGGUCCCAGGAGAGGAUGUUGACAAUUGGGAUUGGUUUAUGUGCAAUCUUAGCAACAUUGUUGAUGACCGUCCUAUCACCUUUAUGUCUGAUCGUCAUGAAGGAUUGUUGAGGGCUAUUCCUAAACACUUUCCUACUUCCCAUCAUGGCUAUUGUUACUACCACUUGCAAGGAAACUUACCAAUCAGGAAAUCGGACGAGAAGUACAAAGAAGUUAUGGCUUGUUUCAAAAAAGCAACUUAUGCUCUCACACCAGCAAGAUAUGAAGAAGCACUAAUGGAAAUGGAGUUAAUGGGAAGGCCUGGGGUUGCUGAGUAUUGCCGCAAUAUGCCUAGGGAACAUUGGUCCAGCGCGUUCUUCACUGGCUGUAGAUUUGGUCAGACUACAUCAAGCGUUGCUGAGUCCUUCAAUAAUUGGAUUCGGAAAGACAAGAGGUUGCCUGCCUGCGCCCUCGUUGACAUGAUCAGGUUACGCGUUAUGGAGUUGAUGAAUGAACGUCGCGAAAUGAGUCUUUUGAUGGACCCAGAGAAGCUCACUCCUACCUACGAGGCGUUACUUAAAGAACAUAUUCAAAUUGGUCGAGUUUGGAAUGUUACUCAGUCAUCUGCGUAUGAGUAUGAGAUUCAUUCGCCUAGGUCUCACACUGUUGAUCUGCUGAACAAAACUUGCACCUGCCAAAGAUGGCGUGUUUAUGGUUCUUAUGGGUCUCCCAAGCUCAUUCGCACUCCAUCAAUUACUUCCUCCUUUGCAACUUUCUUCAUGAUGUGCAUGAUAUAUAUUGCACAAUCUGGAUAGUCUCCCUGUUGAGGUGUUGGGUAACUAAUCAUCUUUACUCUGCUUACAAGUGGAAGGCGCAGGCUCGACAAGCGUU